This is a messenger RNA of Cyclopterus lumpus (lumpfish), 1067 nucleotides long. RefSeq lists its product as uncharacterized. Gene Ontology annotation, biological process: response to bacterium. The record is from RefSeq and is a predicted model, not a curated record. NCBI's taxonomy places the organism in Eukaryota, Metazoa, Chordata, Actinopteri, Perciformes, Cyclopteridae.
UUGACUGCAAACCCAUCCGCUGUGCAGGAGAAGGGUUUUCUAGCACAAUGAUUGGAAGACUGGCCGCUCUGAUUCUUCUUGGUACAGUGUAUCUGAUUCAAACUGCAGAGGUUCCUCAACAGGUCUCUUUGACUUUGGUUGAACUUGGUGGAAAUGUUACGUUGUGGUGUCCAGUUUUCAGAGAAGGAUACUUUUACUGGUACAAGCAGACUUUGGGACAUAUGAUCCAAACAGUUGCUACAGUAACUUUCACUGGACAGAAACUUAGUCUGCAAUUGAACAACACACGUUUCAAAGUCACAGGAGGGGAGACUCAGUAUUCUCUUACCAUCAGAAAUAUAACCAAAGAGGACGAAGCAACAUAUUUCUGUCUCAUUGGAACAGCGUGACAAAGUUUUGUCAACGUCACCUUCUUGGCUGUUAAAGAUCGUAAGCAGCAGAGAUCUUUCUACGUGAAACAAAGUCCGCUCACUGAGUCGGUCCAGCCGGGCGACUCGGUGACUCUCCAGUGUUCACUUGUCUCCAGGAACAAAGAAGACAGAGUCCAGUGUCCAGGUGAACACAGUGUGCACUGGUUCAGAUCUGGAUCAGGAGAAUCUCAUCCAGGCUUCAUUCACACUCACAGUGAUGCUCAAGAAGAAAAGAGUUGUGACUUCAGUCUGUCCAAAACUAUACACAACUCCUCUGAUACUGGGACCUACUACUGUGCUGUGGCCACAUGUGGAGAGAUCCUGUUUGGUGAAGGAACCCAAGUGGACACAAGACGCUGACAGAGAUGCAGUUAACUAUGCAGCACUGAAUUUCUCCAAAAGAAAAGUGCCAAGAGUGAAGAAAAGAGAGUCUCCAGCAGAGUGUGUGUACUCUGCUGUGCGAGCAGACUACCACACACAGCGCCACCUGUAGGCAGAGGCCUGCACGUGACCUGAACCCCACGUGUCUCCAUAGGGUGGGACUGUGCUCAGCUUUGCAUGUUCUGUGCAUGUUCAUCUUGUGACAGAUGUCAGCGUGCUACGGAGUGACUGUUUGUACAGGCAUUAGUGUGUGACUGAGAAAAGCUUAAAUUGAAA